GAUCUAUCCUCUGUCCUUUUUCCUCUCCCUACACUCAGGCUGGACAAAGAUCUGCAUGGCUCUGGAGGGACCUAACACGGAUGGCGAAGGGCCCUGGAAUCAAGGAAAGAUGCCGGACCUCCAGAGUUUGGGCACUCUGUGUGUGUGUCUCUGUCACUCUCCCUUAACCCACUGGCACUGACCCUUUCCAGGGGUUGCUUUCCGGCUGAUCAAAGUGUUAUCCCAUUCUAGUCAUAGUCUCACCUAGCCAAGUUCUGGGAUCCUGGGAAGCCUAAAUUCCAAAGAGCUCGCCGCCCGCCACUCGCCUCUUUCCAUGGAAGCCCAAGGCUGCGCUCCAAGAGCAGGUUUGGACUUCAGUGCCCGGAGACUGCGGAUUAGGCUCUGACACCUGCCCUUCUGUCCGGUCUCGCACCCGUACCUGCGUGUCUCUUUUCUUCCUCUUCAACAGAUUCAGAUAUUCAAUUGCAGUUUAAUAAAUCCAGUUACGAGAGAGGACUCAGUUUUGUGAAGGGAAUCUGCCCCGUUCCCAUCCCAAUGACAGUCCCAAUCUCUUUGCCCACUUGGCCCUAGCUUCAUUGUGUGUCUUGUGGGGAAGGGACACCCUGGAGCAGGGGAAGUAGAGACAAAGAGAGUGGGGAGUGGACGUUCUAGGUUUCCCAGCAACGCCUCAGGGGAAGUGUCACGAGGUGCGGAAGGAGCCCAUAUCCCCCUCCCCUCAGUUUAAACGAACCCGGGAGUCGGGAUCGAAAAGGGAAGGAGGGAGAAAGAAGCUGAACCCCUGCCCCUCCCCUCUUCUCCCAUUUCUUCACCGCCAAGGCGCCUUUAAGCCCGUUCUCCCUAUGAUCCCCACGGGCGGAGCACUGCUGUGGGCCCUCUGGUUGAUCCUAGGGGCCCGGGAGGUGGCAGCCAGGGCCAUUGUCGGGAGCCAGGCCAAAGCAGGUUGGGCUGGUGGCAGCGAAGGGGACACCGUCCCAGCGGGGAUCCUGAACAAGGUCUGGCCCAACAGCGUGAAAAGGGAUGAAUAUGAUUUGGUUAGGAAAAUGGUAAAUACGCCGGAAGGGGAGGAAGACUACUCGGCCGAAGCUGAUAAACUGGCUGCCCCAGCUGCUGCCGAGCUCCUGUCCGCCUCCGUGGCCUCAGUACCUGGGAACAGGGAAGUUCAGGGUCAGGAUGAGGACCAGCAGCCUGAGGAGCAGAAGGGAGACCAAGAAAGUGACGAUGAUCUAGAGCAGGAGGAGAACGAGGACCAGCAGCAAGACCUUGACCAGAUGGAGCAGCUAAAGCAGUAUUCUGAAGACUCAGAACGGGAUCAGGAUCAAGGGCAGGGAGUGGAGCAGGAACAGAACCAAGAGCAAGGCCAGAUGCAGGAAAUAGAGGAGGAAAGGCAGCAAGAGCAGGAAAAGGAGUUUGAGGAACAGAGGCAAGGACGAGAGGGAGACGGCCAAAGGCACUGGGAGGAAGAGGAGCAGCAGCAAGUGCAGGCACAGCAGGAACAGAUGGAGAAGGAGCAGACUGAGGGGCAGGCUGAGGAGCAGGAGCAGGCUGAGGAGCAGGAGCAGGCUGAGGAGCAGGAACAGGCAGAGCUUCAGCUUCCAGCGCUGGGGCAGAUUCAGAAGCAAGUGCGGGUGCAGCCUCAGAUUCAGAAGCCCGAGGAGGAGAAGCAGGAGGAGACUGAGGAGCAGGAGGAACAGACUGAGGAACAAGCACAGCCUCUGCAUAGAGCGCUGGGGCAGAUUCAGAAGCAGGUGCGGGUGCAGCCUCGGCUUCAGAAGCAGGUGAGGGAGAAGCAGGAGGAGCAGGAGCUGACGGAGGAGCAGGAACAGACAGCGCCUCAGUUUCCAGCGCUGGGACAGAUUCAGAAGCAGGUGCGGGUGCAGCCUCAGAUUCAGAAGCCGGAGGAAACUGAGGAGCAGGAGGAGACUGAGGAGCAGGAGGAGCAAGAACAGACACAGCCUCAGCUUCCAGCGCUGGGGCGGUCGGAGGUGCAAGAGCAGAUGGAGGAGCAGGAGCAGACGGAGGAACAGGAGCAGACGGAGGAGCAGGAGCAGACCGAGGAGCAGGAGGAGCAGGAGCAGACGGAGGAGCAGAAGGAGCAGGAGCAGGAGCCGACGGAGGAGCAGGAGGAGCAGGAGCAGACGGAGGAGCAGGAGGAGCAGGAGCAGACGGAGGAGCAGGAGGAGCAGGAGCAGACCGAGGAGCAGGAGCAGACCGAGGAGCAGGAGCAGACCGAGGAGCAGGAGCAGACCGAGGAGCAGGAGCAGACCGAGGAGCAGGAGCAGAAGCAGACGGAGGAGCAUGAGCAGGCACAUCCUCAGCUUCCAGCGCUGGGGCCGAUGCAGAAGCAGGAGCAGACGGAGAAGCAAGAGCAGCAGGCUAGGGCACAGCCUCAGUUUCCAGCGCUGGGGCAGACUGAGGAGGAGGAAGAGCUGACUGAGGAGCAAGAGGAGGAGCAGACUGAGGAGCAAGAGAAGGAGGAGCAGACUGAGGAGCAGACUGAGGAGGAGCAGACUGAGGAGCAAGAGGAGGAGCAGACUGAGGAGCAAGAGAAGGAGGAGCAGACUGAGGAGCAGACUGAGGAGGAGCAGACUGAGGAGCAAGAGGAGGAGCAGACUGAGGAGCAAGAGAAGGAGGAGCAGACUGAGGAGCAGACUGAGGAGGAGCAGACUGAGGAGCAAGAGGAGGAGCAGACUGAGGAGCAGGAGGAGGGACAGACUGAGGAGCAGGAGCAGGAGCAGCAGGAACAGGCUCAGCUUCCAGCGCUGGGGCAGCUUGAGAAGCAGGAGCAGGAAGAGCAGGAGCAGAAGGAACAGGCACAGCCUCAGAUUCAGAUUCGGGCGCUGGAGCACAUUCCAGAGCAGGAGGAGCAGGAGGAGCAGGAGGAGCAGGAGGAGCAGGAGGAGCAGGAGCAGGAGGAGCAGGAGCAUCAGGCACAGCCUCAUAUUCAGAAGCAGAAGCAAGAGCAGAUUAAGGAGCAAGAGGAAGAGAAGCAGGAGCAGCAUCAUAAGGUACAGAAGAAGAAGCAUGUACAGAAGCCAGCACAGCAGGCAAGGAUGAGUCUAGACCCUGGGCCUAGGAAUAAGAACUUACUACUUUACCGCCGCCUGGGGCUUAAGGCCCUUGAGCCACCACCACCUUCCCCAGAACAGCUUUCCAGCCCAAGGACGGCUCUGGCUCCCACUCUGCCUCGACACAUGCAGCUAACACUGCUCACCUGGGGGCCGUGGCAGUGUCACUGCACCGAGGGUACCAUGACCCGUGUACGGGGCGGAAAGAUUUUGGGUUUCACUGGACAUCUCCGAUCUGGAGCCCUAGGCCGCCUGCACACCCAGAGCCUGCCCUGCACCUAUGCCCGAUGUGGCUGUAGCCAAGAGAAGAAAGAAUGCCCCUUAGACAACCCCCCAUGCCCCUCCUCCUCUACUGCCUGCAAGUACCACGAUUCCCUGUCUCCAGUGGAGAGGCAGGAGAACGCUGUGAAUGACACAGCAUUUUGGAAGCAAGUCCGAGAGGGGCUGGAAGAAGUUUGGGUAGGACUGCAGACCCUAGUGACCAGAAAAGGAUAAAGAGAAAAAUCAGAAGUGAUGGCCACCCCAUGUCCAGCCCCAGAGGAUGAGGAAGGGGUGUCAGCAUUCUAAUCUCUUUGUCCUUUCUACCUCUAACUUUCCACAUCCUAUAGACAACUUUCAUAAAGCAGUAAAGUCUGUUCAUAAAAACAAAACAAAACAAAACAACUUUUAAUUUUUUUAUCUCAUUGAAAGGGUGGUUGGGUCUAGAAGAGGACAGAGACAUACUUUCCUAGAAAAGAAUCAAGAAUUUCUGUAGCUUCUUAUCCCCUGCUUCCUACUCCCAAGUUAUUCCUUAUGGAAUGAAAUAAUGUUACUUAUUUUCUCCCUUUUUUCUGCAAUGAGUAAAAAUUCUGACAGACUAGGUUCUGGGUAGAAAAAAUUCAUUUCUUGGUCAGGCUAGCAAUAACCAAUAAAUGAAUUAGUUCAUGAUCUCUCUCAGUGAUCAAAUUCAUUCAGCAUCCCAAGUCAUUAAAUAUAAUUUUGGGAGCUCAUUAUUCAGCCCUCCCCUACACAGCCACUAGGACAUCUCUGGUGGAUAUCUAAUGAGAAAGUUAAUCUUUUCCAGGCCCUCCCAGAUCCCCUCAUGAUGAUGGGAGAAAAUCACAUGCCUAUCAUAGAAUUCCAACAUCCCUGCUGAUCUAGAUUAAGAAAUCAAGUUAGGUCUAGCCAAGACUGACUUUCCCCCUGCUCAUCCUUUAGGGGACACCAACAUUUCCUCCAUCCCCACCCAGGACAUAUUUGGCCAAAAUGAGUUUUUGUUUACUAGACAAGAUGAAAUUUAUAUUUUCAGUCAUAAACUAAAGAGGCUUACAGAGGGAAUAGAUAGUAAAACUAUACUAGUGGAGGAUCUCAACCUUCUGCUAUCAGAACUAGAUAAAUCUAACCAAAAAAUAAGAAAGAAGUGAAUGAAAUUUUAGAAAAGUUGAAUUAAUAGAUAUCUAGAGAAAGUUGAGUAGGGAUAUAAAGGAAUAUGCCUUUUUAUAUUCUAGGUUUUAAUUACCUCAAUUUUAGAAGCUGCUCUGGGACAGGGAAUGUGAGAGCAUUCCUAGGAUUAUCAGGACAAAAGAAUGGGGGGAAAGGCUUGGAAAAUAUAUUACAGAGCUCUAUCAGAAAUUAAAUAAUGCAUUAGUAAGAAUAAAUCUUCUCAUUUUCAAGCUAGUUUUUUAAUUAUCAGAAUCUAGUUCAAUCUAAAAUCAAAGGGAAAAAAGUAGAGAAUAGGAGAGUCAAGGAAUCAUGGCCAUCCUUUCCUCUGACUCCAUUCUGUCUAGCCCUUCUCUAAGAUAGGAGGUGCCCAAUUUGACUUGUUCCUUACCCUAAGUAUACUCCAAGAAGAGCCUCCUAAUCCCACCCACCCAGAUACAACAUUCCCUCCCCAACCCCCCACCCCCAUAGACCAAUCCCCUAUAAAAAUCCAUCUGAAACAUUUUGCUGGAGAAUUUUUUUUUAUUUGAAAAAAUGUAUUUAAUAAAGUCUGGCAGUUUUUUUU
Messenger RNA from Monodelphis domestica (gray short-tailed opossum), 5049 nucleotides. RefSeq lists its product as uncharacterized. Gene Ontology annotation, biological process: regulation of cell population proliferation. The record is from RefSeq and is a predicted model, not a curated record. Lineage: Eukaryota; Metazoa; Chordata; Mammalia; Didelphimorphia; Didelphidae.